This is a messenger RNA of Clupea harengus (Atlantic herring), 1772 nucleotides long. RefSeq names its product ectonucleoside triphosphate diphosphohydrolase 8 (gene entpd8). Lineage: Eukaryota; Metazoa; Chordata; Actinopteri; Clupeiformes; Clupeidae. Gene Ontology annotation, molecular function: ribonucleoside triphosphate phosphatase activity; GDP phosphatase activity; UDP phosphatase activity. The record is from RefSeq and is a predicted model, not a curated record. Gene Ontology annotation, cellular component: plasma membrane. Gene Ontology annotation, biological process: nucleoside diphosphate catabolic process.
UGCCACAUAGUCACAGCAUGUGUAAUCACGAAUAAUUGAAGAUUUCAGCUCUGUGUAUACGUUACCAUAGUUCUUAAAAAUCUAAUAAUGUUCAUCAUUAGUUCUCAACAAUUUGCAACACACACAGAUAUCAGUUGCUUUUACAUCAAUCUUCAGUGCUCACCCUUGUAACAGCCGAGCUGUAGAACUCUGCCAGGGCCUUGUUUGCUUGUCCAACACCUAGAACUGAGACAAAAGAGACAUGCAUUCUCAGAGGGGUUAAGUCCUAGGGUGGAAUGGGGAAACUGUCAGCCAAAAAGAACAUCCUUGGAGUUUUUGUGACAGUCACUGUGUGCACCACUAUCAUUGCUUUAGUUCUGUGUUUGGCUCAGCACUACACCGUGGACCUGCCCCAUGGCACCCAGUAUGGGAUGGUUUUUGAUGCUGGAUCUUCCCACACCUCUCUCUUCAUAUAUAAAUGGCCGGGAGGCAAGGAAAACAACACUGGGAUUGUGUCACAGGUGAAAGUGUGCGAGGUGGAUGGAGGGGGUAUAUCCAGCUACAAGCAAGACCCCCCAGCUGCAGCCCAGAGUCUUCGCCAAUGCUUAGAUGUUGCCAAGGCUACAAUACCUGUUGAGCAGCAGCAGAGCUGCCCUGUGUACCUCGGAGCGACGGCAGGCAUGCGACUUCUAAGGUUACAAGAUGAGAAUGCAACAAACGACAUUAUGGAGGAGGUCACCAAAACAAUAAAUGGUUAUCCAUUUAACUUCCGUGGUGCGCAGAUACUCUCGGGUAUGGCGGAAGGGGCUUAUGGUUGGGUUACUAUCAACUAUAUACUAGAGGGUUUCAUCAAGCACACUUUUGAGGGCAAGUGGGUUCCACCGAAAGCAGGUAGGAUCCUUGGGGCUCUGGAUUUAGGAGGGGGUUCCACCCAAAUUGCCUUCACUCCCAAAGAUCCAGUUAAACAGCCUGAUUCUGAAGCUGCUCUUCAGCUCUAUGGUCAUAGGUAUGGGGUGUACACUCACAGCUACCUUUGCUUUGGGAAGGACCAGGCCAUGAAGCAACUCCAAGCAUAUCUAGUUGAGAUGAGUGGUUCUUCUGCCAUAGUUAUGCACCCAUGCUAUCAUACAGGCUUCAACCUGACGUUGACACUGGGUGACCUCUAUGACUCCCCUUGUGUGAGCAAGCCAGGAAAUAUUGACCCUGAAAAAAGUGUCACCUUCUCCGGCACAAGUGACCCCGAUCAGUGUCUGAAUCUCAUUCGGUUCGUAGUAAACAUAACAGAGUGCCCCCAUAGUCCUGACUGUGGAUUCAAUGGAGUGUACCAGCCCCCAGUCCAUGGAGAGUUCUUUGCUUAUUCAGCGUACUAUUACACCUUUGACUUCCUGGGGCUCGCCCCUCAGGCCCCCCUACCAAAGGUCACCUCCACUAUAGAGACCUUCUGUAAGAAGAGCUGGAAUUCUCUUUUGGCAGAAUAUCCUGACACAAAAGAAAAGUACCUGAGAGAAUACUGUGCGUCAGCUCAGUAUAUCAUGACCAUUCUUGUGCAAGGCUACAAGUUCAAUGAAACCUGGGACAAAAUCUACUUCCAAAAAAAGGUUGCUGACACAGACAUUGGCUGGACUCUGGGCUACAUGCUGAACCUGACUAAUCUGAUAGCCCCCAGACACCCCCUGGUGGUUACAGGCGUGCAGCGCAGUCAGUGGGCUGCUGAGGUGUUCUUCAUUGUAUUUGCACUUUUUCUCAGUCUUGUGCUGCUCAUCUUCCUAUUUGUUUGGCAACCUGAACACUAA